AUGACAGCUAAAAUAUUAAUUAUAUAAAAUACUCCGAAGUAGGAUAACAUUUUCGAUGUUUGCCCUAACUAGAUCUUCCUCCCUGCAGCAUAAACUCAAAUACAUACUCUCAUGGAUCUGAUUCACAAGCUCUUAAACGUUGUUCUUCCUAUUUUAACCAUUUUCAUGUUACUAUUUCUUUAUCCCCUGGUCUUACUAUUCAGGUUCUUCAACUACUUCAUUAAAUUCGCUUUCCCUGAAGAACUCGCCGGAAAAGUAGCCCUGAUCACCGGAGCUUCUUCUGGUAUUGGCGAGUAUUUGGCGUAUGAAUAUGCAAAAAGAGGAGCGCGUUUAGCAUUGGUUGCAAGAAGAAAGGAGCAGCUGGAGGUGGUUGCGGAGAGGGCGAGGGAGUUGGGGUCGCCGGAAGUUAUCGUGAUUUCCGCCGACGUUUCGAAGGUCGACGACUGUAAGCGGUUUGUCGACGAAACCAUCCACCAUUUUGGUACCUUGAAUCACUUGGUGAACAAUGCGGGAGUAUGCUACAUUCAGGAGGAUCAGGAUCAAAGAUGUUCUUUGGAAUUGGAUUAUGUUUCACUCAUGGACAUAAACUUUUGGGGUUCCGUGUAUGCAACCCAAUUCGCAGUUCCACAUUUACGUAAAAGCAAAGGCAAAAUAGUCGUCAUUUCUUCUUGUGCCGGAUGGUUUGCCCUUCCAAAACUAGGAAUUUAUUGUGCAAGCAAAGCAGCGAUGAUAAGAUAUUUUGAAACGUUACGUGUCGAGUUUGGUUCAGAUAUUGGGAUAACAAUUGUCACCCCUGGAGUUGUCAAAUCAGAAAUUACAAGCGACAAAUGGCUUUCGCAGGCAAACCUAUAUUGGGCACCGAUGGUGUCAACAGAAGAUUGUGUCAAGACAGUUUUAGAUAGUAUAAGACGUGGAGAUGAGUAUUUGACGGUGCCAAGAUGGAUGGGGAUUUUCUUUAUGUGGAAAACACUUUGUCCCGAGAUGCUAAAAUGGAUUACCCGCUUUUUAUUCAUCACGUGUUCGAAGUAUUAUCAGGAAAACAAGAAAUCAUGUUUGUCAGACAAAGGUCAUAUUGAAUGAUGUCAUGGUAUGGUAGUAUAUGUUUUUUUGUCUUUUUUUUUUUUUUGUAUGUUUGAUUAAAAAUGGUGACAAAACAAUUUGUCGUGUGUGUGAUGUACUUAUCAAUUAUAAACUAUUUUGAUUUGACUAAACAAUGUAUGUUGUACUUUUCACGUGUUUUGUUUUGUAAGGGGAUUGAAGAAAAAAUAAAAGAAAAUUGCAAAAUUGGUUCA
This is a messenger RNA of Lactuca sativa (garden lettuce), 1292 nucleotides long. RefSeq names its product 11-beta-hydroxysteroid dehydrogenase-like 2. Gene Ontology annotation, molecular function: oxidoreductase activity. The record is from RefSeq and is a predicted model, not a curated record. NCBI's taxonomy places the organism in Eukaryota, Viridiplantae, Streptophyta, Magnoliopsida, Asterales, Asteraceae. Gene Ontology annotation, cellular component: cytosol.